Molecule: messenger RNA, 4161 nt
Organism: Bactrocera oleae (olive fruit fly)
Lineage: Eukaryota; Metazoa; Arthropoda; Insecta; Diptera; Tephritidae
Gene: Clamp
Product: Chromatin-linked adaptor for MSL proteins
Biological process (GO): regulation of transcription by RNA polymerase II
Molecular function (GO): RNA polymerase II cis-regulatory region sequence-specific DNA binding; DNA-binding transcription factor activity, RNA polymerase II-specific
Source: RefSeq, a predicted model, not a curated record
UUUAAAAACAUCUCAUACAAGAAUAGAUUCUUUUGCACAAUUUUGUCUUUCUCACUCUUUCUCCUUGUCACCAUUGACAUAGUUGGCAACGCCACAGAAAUUUUAGCGAAAAGAGACCAGGGUGUCCCUUUCUUACUGCAAAACCGUCGAAAAUUCAGUCUUGUUUUAGCGGCUGAGCGAGUGUGAACGGCGUGGCAAAUGCGCGAGUAGUGCAAUUUUAUUUCGAAUGUGCGAAGAAGAAAACUAAGAAGAGACCAAAUUGAAGAUUUUUCCUUUCAUCAAGUUUAAACAAGGUAAAUAUGCGUUAGGAACAGCAAAUUGCGCUAAAACAAAAGUUAUGGGCAUAAUUCGAAUAAAAAGUUGUGUAAGUGACGCGUUCGAGUAGUUUGAAAAAGUUAUGUCGUGCAUUUUUUUCAUAGUGCUGUUACUUAUAAGUAAAGUGUAGGCAUCCGCCAUAUUGCUUUUCUUGUCUAUUCGUCGUCGGGCGCACUGCUCGCUCUACCCAACUGUACGAGUACGAGUGCUGUCGCUUCUGCUGAUGUUGUACGACGACGGCAAUAACGAGAUCGGCGAACGGCUGCCCUCAUAUAAACCGAGUUGAAGUGGCGUGGAAGAAAAAAGGAAAUUUCUUGCUUACUGUCGCCUGCUCGCACGUAGUCUACUGCGUUGCUGGAAUUUGUUAGAAAAAGAAAAAACAAUAAUAAAGGUGAAAUAUUUGUACACAGACCGCCAAAAACAAGAUAGAAGAUUUUAAUACGUUUUAUUCGCUCCAAUGAUGGAGGAUCUGACCAAGAAUAUAAUAUUCACUACGAAUGCAAUAGGCGCCAAUGGGCAGCCUACUACUAUACAGUAUCAAACAGCUGACGGUACCAUAUUAAAACAGCCGAAAAUAGAGGGACAAAAGGAGCAGCCCACAUUUUAUUAUACCACCACAAAUGGAGGCGCGGCCACCACAGUUAAUUUAGCACAACUUACCACUGAUGACAACAAAACAUGCUACAUAGCGCAACCCGUUGGUGGUUACAACUACGCGCUGGUGAAUGGCAUGCAACUAAAUCAAGGUGGCACAAUUGGCAUUGCCACCUUAGAUGCACAAGGCCGUUUGCAGAUUGUUAAUCAGAAUAAACCAAUUGCAGCAUCCUUGCAGGCUAUCUCGCCAAUGCCAAAUACCAUCUCAAACAUCAGUUUCAAAUGCGACGUGUGCGGUUUAAUGUUUUCACACUUGGCGCUAUUGAAUCACCACAAACGUAUACACACGCAGGACGGUAGUGAUCAACAGCAAGGCCAACCGGAAACCAUAGUGGUGAAUGCGCAAGGACUAGUACAGACACAAAAUAUAAUCACAGAAAAUGGCCAAAUGGGGCAGAUACAAAUUGUGGCAACCGAAGCUUUGGAACCGGCCACAACUGUAUUGCAACAGCAACAACAACAACAACAGCAGCAACAUAACGCAGUGGUCACAAAUGUCACCACGCAGAAUAACGGCAAUGAAUUAGCCGUUAACACAACCAACCUCGCCGGCUUAAAAUCCGUUAAACUCACCCAAUCCAAAUGCAUAACGUGUGGCAAUCAAAUGCUGCAGCCAGCCAAACGCAAAGGGCCAAAACUGGUGCGCUGCGAAGAUUGUAUACGUGCCGAUCAAGAGAUGAACGCACCGCAAGGUCUCACACCCACACAAAUUUUCGUUGCACAAGAUGGUGACAUAAAAUGCGAACUAAAUGAAUUUGUAACUGGCGGUAGUGGGGACUCCUCGCCAAUGGACCAACUUUCAGGGCAAGGUGGUAUGUUGACACAUCACCAGUUACAACCGGUGCAGGUGGUCACGGCUAGUUCACCCGAGUCACAUCAACAACAAAGCAGUCAACAACCGCAAAAUAUUGCGCCGAAGCAAGAACAAACAAGCGGCCAAUCGACUGCGAUCACCAAUCAUCCAGUGAAGAAACGCAAUCAACAGCAAGUGACCAAAUGUCAAAAGUGCAAUGGUUCUGGCGUGGUGUUCGUAGGAUCAGGCACGCCGGCCACCAAACAGCAGGCUGUCAAUGUAAAAGCAGAAAACCCCAAACCGUUUACGUGCAACAUUUGUGGCGGCACUUUUUCACGUUACUCGAGUCUGUGGUCUCAUAAGAAACUACACAGUGGCGAAAAGAAUUACAAGUGCACAAUUUGUGGACUGGCUUUUGCCAAGGCGGUCUACUUGAAGAAUCACGCAAGAAUACACACCGGCGAAAAGCCUUAUAAAUGUCAAACAUGUGGCAUGCAGUUUUCACAAUCGCCACAUCUCAAGAACCACGAGCGCACACACAGCGGCGAGCGGCCAUAUGUCUGCGAAGUUUGUGAUAAAGGCUUCGCGCGUCACGCCACCUUAUGGAAUCACCGGCGCAUACACACCGGCGAGAAACCGUACAAGUGUGAUAUAUGCGGCUCGGCAUUCUCACAGGCUGCACAUUUGAAGAACCACGCCAAAGUGCACUCUGGCGAAAAACCAUUCCGUUGCGAUAUCUGUUCGGCGGCGUUUGCCGAUCGCUUUGCGCUCAAGCGACAUAGAGGCAUUCACCAGAAAUACGGACAAACUGCACCGCGACAACCAGCGCAAACGCAGCAGCACCAGUCUAUGUCCACCGAUGGGCAAAGUGUCAUGAUACAUAAACAGGAAAUACCCGAAAUGGAUGACGACGCACAGCAAGAGGUGAUCAUAUCUGGUUUAUAGACAAAAGCGGCAACAGCAACAGUUGCCACAAACGCAAUUAUUGCUGCGCAGCGGUAUCAAUUGCACGCGAACACCGCUUCCGCUACCCCCACUUUAACGGCGACAACGACAGCGAAUAACAAAUUGCAACAACAACAACAACAACCACAACCACUAAAACUGCAACAACAAACAUCGUUAGCAAUACCAAACCAAACGCAACAGCAAACAGCAGUUGGUGUUACAACAACUGUAACAGCCAAUAGUCAACAGCAGCACAUAACACAAAUUCAACCGCCACAGCCACAACAACAACAGUCACAAGCUCAAAGCCAUAUGAGUCAACAACAUUACACCACCACCUAUUUGCAUGACUCCAACAACACGGCUACAGGUGGAACAACAAUAGUGCGUCCACCAAUGCAAACUGUCAGCUACUAUUAUCAGCAACACACGGCAACAGGUGAAAUAAUUGUCGCUGCAACGCCCGCUGCCACGGGCAAUGUGUAUCCACAUGCAUAGAGCAGUUACUCGGCUGGAGCCAGUUAAAGGCGUUUGGAUGCCAUGGUAGUUAUUGUUGUCAUAAUUUUGUUGUUGUUUUUGCUUUUUAUUUUCAAGAACUUGUUGCAAACGUGGGUUUCAAAUGUGCUUCAAGCACACAUGCAAUCUGCAUACUUUUUUCACAGUGUAGCACAAUUUUCCAACUACUUUAUAUAUUAAUGAUUCUCAAGAAAAUCGGUUGGAGACUUGUAAUUACCAAAUAUUCAAUAUUUGCAAUUACAACUUGUUUUGUGCGCACCGCUUGUGUUUCAGCUUUGUCUAAAACAUUUUUAGGUUAGUGAUUUUUCUUGGUUUCAUGUGCCACAAAAUGCAACUAAAGCAACACCAGAUCAAUUACUAACGGUUUAAUUGAUUUGAUAGCGUCUCUAGUGCUGCUUUUAACAUUUCAGCGGUAGAAAUCGUCACUACUGAUGUGCUGCUAAGAAAAAUUGCUCUUCCACGUAAACUUUGUUAGUUCGCAUAUUUUCGAACUUGUUAGUUUCGAAUAAUAUUUCAACUGAUUUCCUAACUUCUUCUUCGCGUUGUGUAAUUUUACUUACUGCUCAACAAUUUUGCGACCAGAUCAGCGUGGAUAGUUGAUUACGUUUAUUUUAAUUUUAUAUAUAAAUACAUAUAUAUUUUAAGUGUACACAUAAAUAAUAAUAAUAUUUCCAUUAAUUAGUCUAAACAAAUACAAUUUUUUAAAAUAACAAAUACGUACGAAUAAUAAAUUAAAGAGUUAUGAUAAAAAUAAAAUUAAACAAUGCAAUAUUCGCACCUUUGGCGUGUUCGAGUGUAACGUAUUCGUAUAAUAUUAAUAUUUAAAUUUAGUAAUUAUUGCAAGAAGUGAAACAUAAAAAAUUAAUAUACAACUGUAUAUUAGAGAAAAAUGUUGCACGAAUAUAUGGGCAUAAAUAAAUAUAUUUAAAAGAAAA